AUGUCUGGGCUACCCCCCCACAACGACAACAACAUCGACCCUUCGCUGCUGGACGAGCCGAACGUCCCGAUGUCUGACUCUGAAGACGCGACAAACGCCCGUCGCAAUGAGCUGUUUGAGGAGCCUCAGGACCACGCUAACGUACCUGCUCCCGAUAACGCCAACAUACUUGCUCCCGACAACGUCCCCAAUCCCUCAUCAUCCGAGAACGACGUCCACGAUUCGAACCAGGACCUCGACGACGUGCCGAGCUCGCCGGGCGAGCUGAGCGAAGAGGAGUGGGAGAACUACAUCUACAGGGGACCCAAUGGACGGGGUUGGGCGCGUGAGAAGGCCCCCCUACGCCCGAGACGCAAGAAGCCGUCCUCGAAAAAAGCAGCAGGAGGAACCGCGGGCCAGGGUGAUACGGGAGGCCCCUCCUCCUCCCAUCAGAGCCACGGCCUCUCCGGCCAGGCGCCAGCGGCUAGCGGCGAUAUUGCCGCCCAGGCUGUCGACCCGCCGGCGGCGGCAUCCGAGCACCACCACCACCCCAACCCGCAGACCGGCGGCAACAAUGAUGUCCAGCAGCAUCUUGACCCGGCGACGCAGGAGGAGCUCCCCGCCGACCCGCCGCCUUCGAGCGGCCUGCCGUUCCGGACGAGGAGCCACCAGCAGCAGGAGCCUGAUGACGGCACCGACGAGGAUGCGGAACAUGAUGAGUUCGAUGACCUUUUUGAGGAAGAAGAAACUUCUACUGCCGCGGACGCAUCUACUGUUGCGGGCACGCCGGCGAACGACUUCCAGACUCCUGGAACUGAGUACUCCGAUGCCGACUCCAACUUCAAGUAG
Messenger RNA from Lasiodiplodia theobromae, 828 nucleotides. RefSeq names its product Cell morphogenesis protein PAG1. The transcript is spliced from 3 exons. Bases 1 to 828 code for a protein of 275 amino acids. The record is from RefSeq and is a predicted model, not a curated record. NCBI's taxonomy places the organism in Eukaryota, Fungi, Ascomycota, Dothideomycetes, Botryosphaeriales, Botryosphaeriaceae.